AAAAUAAUAAAACAGAGAAAGGGAGAGUGAGGGAAAGAGGAAGGGGGAAAAAGAGGGAAGGAAAUUGUGUGAGAGCAGAGGUAACGGAAGAGUGAUUCGUCCACGCCAGGAGCGCCGCACCACGCGUUUUGACUAGCACUCAUUUAGGGAUUUUUUUUUCUCUUUUCAUUUUUUUCUCUUUUUUUUCCUGCGUAGCUUGGGCUCUCUGGUUUGCUCACUUGUUUUCCCUGUCUUCUCUUCCUUUCUUUCUUUCUCGCUCUCGGCCUCACACAAAGGCUGGUGGAGAAAGCCUGCAAUCUGUUUAAAUAGCCCGGACGGAGCGUGCAGGAGGGAGGGAGGGAUAGAGAGAAAGACAGACAGAGAGAGAGAAGAUAUUUGCGAUCAACGAGAGGAGAAGAGAGGCGAUUGCUGGCGGAUGCUGACUGGAAAAGAGCUGUUUAUGCCCCGGAGAUAAAAGACUAUCCGACCAAGCUCACCCCCCUGCCCUGACAGCCCCUCUCGCCACCCUGCUCUGACCCCCCCCCUACAGCCCCUCUCGCCACCCAGCACGCUUUCAAGUAUGGAACAGCUGGGAGUAAGGUGAAGAAGGGUGCUUCUGGACAACAAGCAGUGGAUAGAGACUGAAUAAGGAGGAGAGGAGGGAGGGAGGGGGAGAGAGGGAGGAAGGAAUAGCCUACCCUCAGGACACACUGAGAAUCCCCCCUGCCUACUUUUUUUUUUUUUCUUGUGUUCUGCCACUGCCAUGUGCCUCUCUUGAUCUGAAGAAUGUGGAGACAGCAUUUCCCAGGUAUCCGGCCCCAGAUCAUGAAUGGGCCGAUGCACCCUCGCCCCCUAGUGGCCCUGUUAGAUGGGCGUGACUGUACAGUAGAGAUGCCCAUCCUCAAAGACCUGGCCACUGUCGCUUUCUGUGACGCCCAGUCCACACAGGAGAUCCAUGAGAAGGUGCUGAACGAGGCAGUAGGGGCCAUGAUGUACCACACCAUCACCUUGACCAGAGAAGACCUGGAGAAAUUCAAGGCUCUACGCAUCAUCAUCCGCAUCGGCAGCGGCUACGACAACAUCGACAUCAAGGCGGCCGGAGAGAUGGGCAUCGCGGUGUGUAACAUCCCUUCGGCGGCGGUGGAGGAGACAGCAGACUCCACUCUGUGCCACAUUCUCAACCUGUACCGGCGGAACACCUGGCUGUACCAGGCUCUCCGGGAGGGCACGCGGGUCCAGAGCGUGGAGCAGAUCAGAGAGGUGGCGUCCGGAGCCGCCAGGAUCCGAGGAGAAACGCUGGGCCUCAUCGGCUUCGGUCGUUCAGGGCAGGCGGUGGCGGUGCGGGCCAAGGUGUUUGGCUUCAACGUGAUCUUCUACGACCCGUACCUGCAGGACGGCCUGGAGCGUUCGCUGGGUGUUCAGCGUGUCUACACCCUGCAGGACCUGCUCUACCAGAGUGACUGUGUCUCCCUGCACUGCAACCUGAACGAACACAACCACCACCUCAUCAACGACUUCACCAUCAAACAGAUGCGUCAGGGUGCGUUCCUGGUGAACUCUGCGCGGGGAGGUCUGGUGGAUGAGAAGGCCUUGGCUCAGGCCCUGAAAGAGGGCAGGAUACGAGGGGCCGCCCUGGACGUUCAUGAGUCAGAACCCUUCAGUUUUACCCAGGGUCCUCUGAAGGAUGCCCCUAACCUGAUCUGUACUCCUCACACGGCCUGGUACAGUGAACAGGCCUCACUAGAGAUGAGAGAGGCAGCCGCCACAGAGAUACGCAGAGCCGUCACUGGCCGUAUCCCCGACAGUUUACGAAACUGUGUCAACAAGGAGUUCUUUGUUACCACGGCACCCUGGACAGUGGAGCAGCAGCAGAUGCAGCAGCAGAUGCACCCUGAACUCAACGGUGCUGCGUACAGGUACCCCCCUGGUGUGGUGGGUGUGGCCUCGGGUGAGAUCCCUGGGCCGAUGGAGGGGAUGAUGCCUGGGGGGGUGCCCAUCGCCCACACCCUGCCCUCUGGUACCCACCCCUCCCAGGCCCCCUCCCCCAACCAACCCUCCAAACAAGGGGAGCCCAUGAGACAGCACAUGACCGAGCCAUAACUCUGCAUCCAGGGAGGAAGGAGUUCAUAUAUACAAAACCGACCAACUGACCCACCCGCUCUUAGACCAGCAGACUGAUCAUUAGGGUUCACGCAGAACACCGGAACCAAGUGGGGACAGUGAAUAUAUUCACAACUGACACUCCAAAGUGGGGACAGUCAAAACUCAUGUUCCAAGGAUCUGAACUUUUCACUUCUCAUUUUCCUUUGUUUUAGUUUGUAUUCAGUUUAAGUGUUUACUCUUUUUUUUUUUUUUUUUUUGCGUUUGUUGGAAGAUUCCUGUGUUCUGGGACAAGUUGUUACCGAGUGCCAGAGUUAAGGCUCGCCCAUCUUGACUGACCCACCAAUGGGAGAGCUUGGAAGGACAAUGACAUCAUCUGUUACUGCCCCAUUCUUCAUUUCAGUUCAGUCCACGUGUGUCUGUGUAUUUUUCUUUCAACUGUUCUGAGACCACCCUACAAGUGAAUAUCUGUCUUUCUGUUCUUCAAUGUGAAAAAAAAUUAAUGAUUAUAAAAUGACAUAUAUUUAUCAGACAGUAGAAAAAGACAAUUGGUGUUGCCAGUGGCAUCGGCAGUCUCAAUGGGGACCUCUAAACCCUUUCCUAGUCCAUCUCUCACCCUGUUGACUGCUGGCUCAUGAAUUUACAGACAGUAAUGUUGGACACAUCAGGGUUGCCAGAUCUCUUGAGCCUCAUGACCAGUACGAGACAAAAACAAUAAGCCCAAAUUGCCAUUCUGAAGAAUCAAAACAAAACUCAAUUUAAGUGAAUAUGGGACCUAAAACCCUUAUUUGAAUUUGUCCAUUGUGAACAUCUCUCAACCCCUGAGAACACCCAAAGUAUUAUAGAGAAGAUUUUGUUCUGGUAAAACUCCAAUUUAGUCAUUUAGUUCCUCUAAAGAGCUUCUUCAAAGAUCCAGGUUCUGACGCACAGGUGGGAGAGAGACUAGUGUGAUAAAGGUUAUGAUCGCAAUUUCAGACAAUGUGAAGUUUUAACUAUUGAUGAAUUGCCUUUCAUUCCGACUUUGGAUUCAGUAAUGACAUGUGGUGGUCUGCCACUAAAAUAUUGAAAUGGAUGCAACGGCAGUUCUAACUGUUAAAAGCACCUCUGCUUUUACCUGGACCUCUACAUUAUGGAUUUGGACAUUGUCACGGGUGUUUGUAUACGAGAUUGAUCUCUUAAAAUGUCCUGUUUUUUUUCUCACCAAAUGGACUUACAAAGUAGCACCAGGCAGAUAGGAAAGGGUUUGGAAAGUGAGGUUACCGACUCAGGAAUCUUUUUUUGUUGCAGAUAUGAUCUUUUUCCCAAAUUCUGUCUGAAAGAAAAAAAAAGUCUGGAUGGUUCUGUGUGUUUCCACCUUUUCUUCAUUGUGGUAUUUUUAUAAAUCAAACCUGUCUUUUGGUGUUCAAGGUUUUUGCAGAGUCCUGUUAGAUUUGUAUUGGCUAGUUAAAUGUUCUUAUAAUCAUAGUCUAAUGUGAACCACCCUUUGUUUUUGGUUUUCUGUUCUAAUGAAAGCCAGUGGGAGCUCUUAGAGGCAUCGUGCACUGCACUCUGUGAGCAAUAGCAACACCCCUCUAGUGCCCCAAAGUUAGCAAGACAGGGCUGCUAGCAGAUUGUCUGGUUUUUAGUGUGAGUAUUUGUAUUUGUUUCUUGUACAAGGUGAACAUAUAGCAUUCAGUGCAGUUCAAAUAAAAAAAUGCUGCUCUAUCAGGCUCUGUGAAAGGUUUGUGAAAUUGGUGUUUGACUUUGCUGCUUAUUCAUGCAUAUGAAGUUUAACAUUAAUGUGGAAUUAACAUCAGUAGCUAGGUUUCCAUCCAACUGGCGACAGAUUUUCAUGCGAGUAUUCUAAAAUCCACAUAAAUAUGCGCAUUUUCCCACCGAACUGACUUGUUGCUCAUAAAAAUCAGUGCGUGAUGAGUAGUGCACACAAAUGUACUUUUUCGCUUAUGUUUUCAUGUACUGAAUAAAAAUGUAAAGUUCAA
Molecule: messenger RNA, 4058 nt
Organism: Salvelinus fontinalis (brook trout)
Lineage: Eukaryota; Metazoa; Chordata; Actinopteri; Salmoniformes; Salmonidae
Product: C-terminal-binding protein 2
Exons: 9
Coding region: 766-2079 (437 amino acids)
Molecular function (GO): NAD binding; oxidoreductase activity, acting on the CH-OH group of donors, NAD or NADP as acceptor; transcription corepressor activity
Source: RefSeq, a predicted model, not a curated record